Chrysochloris asiatica (Cape golden mole) is the source of this 1056-nucleotide messenger RNA. RefSeq names its product t-complex 11, testis-specific (gene TCP11). Lineage: Eukaryota; Metazoa; Chordata; Mammalia; Afrosoricida; Chrysochloridae. The record is from RefSeq and is a predicted model, not a curated record. Gene Ontology annotation, cellular component: sperm flagellum; acrosomal vesicle. Gene Ontology annotation, biological process: regulation of sperm capacitation.
AUGUUAAAAGCGGGCCCUGUAAACCUGAAACAGCAGGACAAACCCAGGAAGACGGGAGCAGACCGGAGGAACACCCUCCCCAUUCACCAAAGAAGUGAGAUGGAAGAAACUCUGGACAUAGACCUCCGCAAGCAGGAAGCAGAGGAUGGGACCAUGGAUGUCUCUCAUAUUUCUAAAUACAUUCUCAACACGAUGACUUUGCUGUGUUCACCCAUUCGAGAUCAAGCAGUGCAGAACCUAGAGAACAUUACAGACCCUGUUCAAUUACUGAGAGGGAUCUUGCAGGUUCUGGGCUUGAUGGAAAUGGACAUGGUGAACUAUACCAUCCAGAGUCUCCGACCUCACUUGCAGGAAUCCUCCAUCCAGUAUGAAUGGACUAAAUUUCAGGAUCUCCUCAACAAGCAGCCCAGCCUCCUUGAUCACACCAUCAAAUGGCUAACCCAAGCAGUAGCAGACCUCACUAGCACUCCAGCUUCCCCUGACACUCGUGUGACCUGCCCAACUCCCAAUGAGACAGCUAACAACCCAGCGCUCCUCAGCCCCUCCCUCCAUGCAUUCAGGGCUUUCAUCAAUCUUCUCCUGAUAGCCCACUCUGUUUUGAUUCCCCAGACCUUGCUAAUGGACAGAACCUGACUGCAGGAGCUGGGAUCCCAGUUGCUCUACUUAAUCAUCCUGGCCUCAGUCUUGUUAGUGGCCAGUAGUUUCUCUGGCAAUGUUGUAUUUGGUUCCCCUCAGUUUGUGAAUAAACUGAAAUGUGUCACCAAAGCCCUGACAGAGGAGUUUAACUCCAAGCCUGAGGAAGCUAUGCUGACUGUGAGUGAACAGGUAUCUCAAGAAAUCCAGGAAAGCCUUGAAAACAUGGGCCUUGCUGCUCUGGGCAACGACAACACGUCUCUGACAGGCCAGCUCCAGAACAUUGCCAAGAAGGAGAACUGUGUCCGCAGCGUCAUUGGUGAGCAUGCCUGUGGAGCUCUCAGAACACCCUGUGGGCGUGAGGUGGGGCAGUCUCCACUCUUCUUCCCACUGCCAGUCCAGGAUGCCAAUUGGCAGUGGUAG